Molecule: messenger RNA, 2101 nt
Organism: Vitrella brassicaformis
Lineage: Eukaryota; Vitrellaceae
Source: the annotation of a GenBank genome assembly
UAUCCAUCAGGUGGCCGAUUGCCAGGACUCAUUCAUCUGCUGCUUCUGCACAAACCACUCGCACACCUCCCGGCAGGUCUCCGCCCACCCGGGCUCAUUCAGCAGAUCUGCACCCGACCCGAUAUAUCAGCAGCACCAAGCAUAGCAUACACACAUGACAUGCCCCACUGGACUGGACAUGGUCAAUGUGUUGUGUGUGCACUGCACCUACCAUGGUAUCCGUCAGGUACGAUGUGGAGGUUUUUGUCUCGGCUGCCGCACGCACCGUAGAGCAGGUGUGACCCCGCUGGCUGGGUGAUGCGGUCCGCCUCGCCAUGUAGAAACAACACAGGACACCGCACAUCCUACACAGACAGACAGACACACAGCAGCGUCAGAUCGAUGCGUGCGUGUUGCGCCUCCAUUUGUCUGUGUGGGUGUGUGUGGUGGCGCACGCACCUUUGCCACAUCGAUUGCCGCAUCCGACGCCCGGAGGAACUCAUAAGUCGUCCUGUCCAAACAAGACGCAGCGGCAUGGUCUAUGUGCCGACCACGAUGGGUCCUUUCUUCACCUGAGCGGCACUGGCCCCAGUUCCACCAACGGGUCUUCGAUGUACUGCUCCAAGGCGCAGGGAGUGUGGCACAACGUCGACAGAUCUAAGCACUUGACACCCAACUGAAACACACACACACAAACCACAGAGACACCAACACGGACACACACACGGCUAAUCUGAGUUGCCCUCUCCCCAUCCAUCCAUCCAUCCAUCUCACUGAGGGUGCGAUUGUGUGCAGCACGGCUGCAAAAGGGCCCAGCAGGGGGUGCAUGGGCUUCCGCAGCAUCUCCAGCUCAGCAGGCCCACGAAUUAGGGACCCGAUCAGCACAGCAGACGAAAAUGCUUCCGGCUCCUGCUCAGAACACAAAGCAAAUAUUUCGACUCUCACGCACGCGCCAGCAUACACACACGUGACAUGCCCUAAAUCUCACUUUCGCAAGCACAUGUAUGCCGAUGAGUCCGCCCAUGGAGUGAGCCAGCAGGUGGAAUGGGGGCACAUUUGCCCGCGGCUGCAGCUUGGCUGCACCGCUGUCACCAUCACCAGAGGCCUCGGGAGGGACCACUCCCGGGCACCGGGAUACAUACCGGCUGCGGACUGCACACACGGGAAAGAAGGCAAUCGAUCUGAAGUGUGUCAGGCGGGACUGCGGUAUGUUUACAUACCUGUGUGGACGAGCAGCAGUACGUCCUCUACAAGCCACUCAUAGUUCCAUAAGAGCCCCCGCCGGCCCCACGCACUGUCGGACUGCCCAUGACCCAUGUGGUCCUGCCAUACAGCCAUCCAGCCAUCCAGCCAUGGGCGGACGGACGGACACCAACCAACCAUAGGUGAGGUGAAUGACAGUGUGUAGACAGACGUGAGUGAGUGCCCCUUGAUUGGAUUGAGCCCGGUGGUUUCGGUCUUUCUUUGCCAGCUCGCCCACCCACCAGUGCAAACACGUCGAGUCCCUGCUGCGUGAGAGCCGUAGCAACGUGCUCGUAUCGCCCGCAGUGCUCAGCUACAUACACACACAGACAUGACACACACGCACACACACACACGCGCAAUUAACGAUGCAACCCCUGUCUUACUGCCAGCCUGCCAGCCUGCCUCACUCAGUACCGUAUCCAUGUAUAAUGAAGACGACGCCCUUGGCGAACCCAUCCGACUCACCCACCACCCCCUGGGCUGGCCAGAACCUCGUGUGCAGCCACAAUCCCCUGGGUCGGGAGCCAGCCAAAGAAAGAAGCAUUCAGUCGUGACAGAAAAGAGGUAGAGGUAGGUGCCCAUCACACGUACUCUCUACGCUUCGGUGGGCCAUUUACCUGCUGUUGACGAUGAAGUGAGGCAACAUCGUUCCCGGCACCGUUUGCCGUGAUGACACCUGCCGGUGUUUCCUUCGCUUCCUCCACGCCGCAAACAGCCUCAGGAGCCGCCACACGCCCACAGAUGCGCUGAGUACGAUGAGUAGUUUGCGCCAUAGCGGCCGCCUCGUCGGAUGGAUGAGUGCGACUUCAGAUCUCGGACGUCUGGCUGCAGGGAGCGGAUGGGUCAGGCCGUGUGAUGCUUCUAUCAUUGGUUUUGG